AUGUCAAUGUUCAGAUCAGCUGCAGAUAGCUCGUCAGAUUCUCAAGUCAGCUCUGAUGAAAACGAUAACAAUGUGCUCAUGACCUCAAUUCACAGCGAACGGGAAAACCCCCGAAUCCCCCAAAAGGAAGCAAAGACGCCUCCCAUAACAACAGGAACAGGUCAUGGCCAAGACACAAGCUCUUCCGAGCAUGACCUCCCAAGUCCCAGUGGGUUGCCUGACGUUGACGCUGGGGGCCAUGCAAACUUGAUGACUGCUGCUUUGCUUGAGUUUUACUGCCUCAGUCGGGCUGCAGAUAUUCUCAAUGCCCAAGAAGGCUCACACCGACGGUUCACACGCGACUCGUCUGAAGUUCAAUACCUUGGGAAAAAGAUGUAUGCCUUUAAGUCUCAGUUUCUUUCAUCGCAUGGCGUGUUAGUGGGUGGGGUUGAUAAAGAGGAAUUGGGAACGACACGGCAGUACUACCGCGACAAUCUCGAUCUACUUGGUGUGUCUGCAUUGGAGGAUUUGAAUUUAGACGACGGAAACAGGCGAUCGCCGACAAUCGGUGCUUCUACGGAUCUCGCAUUGACUUCCAAAUCUUCAAAGAGCAUGCGGUUCCUUGCUGAAAAACAGUACGCGGAGCCUACUCGACCAGAGGCCGAAAGGGGUGAAGGUUUAGAUCUGCAACGACUUAUCAGUGGAAGAAAUUCCGGUCUGAUGCAAGACAUUCGACUGGACUUGGGCAAUUUGCCAACACAGCCCUUGCCUCUUUCUAGAAGCUCUCCUGUGAGCUUUCCAUUAUUCAGUGCACAUCCACACCAGCCUAUCAACCACAUGUCCCGCUAUGAAAUGGAAUUUUCUGAAGUCAAGGUUUUGGGUCGUGGGUCAUUCGGGGAGGUUUACCAUGUGAAGAACCACAUUGAUGGACAAAGUUACGCGGUCAAAAAGAUUCCGCUGAGCCAAAAGCGCCUUGAACAGUUGCAAUUUGGGGGACAAAAUCAACUGGAGAACAUAAUGAAGGAGAUUCGAACCCUUGCUAGACUUGAGCAUACAAAUGUCGUUCGAUAUUAUGGGGCAUGGGUGGAACAGGCACAUGUCGCUGGGCAUCUACCGCCUGAAGAGCCCUCUUCUCAUGGGCUGCACCACGAGGAGUCACAAAACACCGAUAUAACUCAGGAGUCAGCAGAAAACCCGAGUUUUGGCAUUGUAUUCGAAGAUUCGGAAAGCUCACUGGCCGAGGCUCAUUCAAGCUCCGCGUCAACGGAAUACGAAACACGCUCUCACGGUACGGCGCAACGUCGAUACAGCCAUGCAACUACAGCUUCACAUCGAUCAAGGAGAAGCUUUGGACACAGUAUUGAAGAUGACGAUGAAGAGAUUGAGUCAAUCCCUCGCGAUUUCACUAUGCAGUCUCAAGGCCAACUGUCGACCUUUGGCGGAACGGACGACGAUAUCUUCACAGAUGGAUUGAGUCAAGAUCCAUCCAAGCUGCAGAUUCAGCGAAGGCACCGGAGCGGAGCUCAAAUUCCUGCUGUUGUUCUUCAUAUUCAAAUGUCGCUUCACCCCAUUUCUCUUAGCUCAUAUCUGAAUCCACAGCCGGAAAGAUCUGGGGAGGCGCAGUCCCCGUCACGGCGCCACUGCUUCCAUUUGAUACCGUCAUUAAAAUUGAUGCUAGAUAUUAUCUCUGGAGUCGAGUACCUUCACACUAAGGGGAUUGUGCACCGAGAUCUGAAACCGGCUAAUAUUUUCCUUUCGUCUCCCGAGAACCAUAACUUACAGAGAUGCGGUUCUUGCCAAUCAGACCAUGAGUCUGUCUCCCAUUAUUGCCACCCCCGGAUAGGGGAUUUCGGGCUGGUGGCAGAUAUCUCCCAUCUCAAUGUCACACCCUCAGACAGCCCUGUCACUCCUUCUAACGAGGGCCCGAAUGUGAAUCGCAUUGUUGGGACAGAGUUUUAUCGUCCGCCACAGGGAUCCGUUGGGGAUUCCAGCUUUGGCAGCAAUCAAUCGUUUUGCACAGUUGACGAGAAGCUUGAUAUAUUCGCCCUUGGGGUGAUUCUAUUUGAACUAUUAUACCGCCUGAACACGAAAAUGGAACGACAAUUAGUAUUGAAUGAUCUGACAAGGGGAAGCAACAGCCAGUCAUCGACAGUAUCCCCUACGAGCAGGACAUCGUUCCCAUCUGACUUUGUGGGGAAAAUUGACAUGGGACAAAUGAUGCUAGAUGACGAAACAUCUAUAGGGGAAUCCUUGAUGGCGUGCAUCGAGGGCAUGCUGGAACCCCAACCUCAACAGCCCUUGAACUGCUCGUUCAUCAAGUCCCGCCUGGAAGGAAUUCUC
Molecule: messenger RNA, 2319 nt
Organism: Aspergillus wentii DTO 134E9
Lineage: Eukaryota; Fungi; Ascomycota; Eurotiomycetes; Eurotiales; Aspergillaceae
Product: putative protein kinase
Exons: 1
Biological process (GO): protein phosphorylation
Molecular function (GO): protein kinase activity; ATP binding
Source: RefSeq, a predicted model, not a curated record